AUGUGCUUCAUUGAAGACCCGGCUCCGGUGUACUUCUCCAAAUGCAGGCAUACCGUCCCCAUCCCUGAACAGCCAACACCUCGGAUGUGCGCCGAAGCGCAACAGCGAUCACCCCCAUCAUGGUGUCCUGAUCCUCCAAGGUCUACUUCCAAGGCAUCAAGCACGAACCGUAUAUAUCUCUGUCCAAAUUGCCGACUGAAAUGA
Monascus purpureus is the source of this 204-nucleotide messenger RNA. The record is from the annotation of a GenBank genome assembly. Lineage: Eukaryota; Fungi; Ascomycota; Eurotiomycetes; Eurotiales; Aspergillaceae.